AUGCCUACCCUUAUCGCUGACACGCCCUUGCAGUGCUCCCUCGCACACCAGCUUGUCCCCAAGAACGAGCAGACCAAGCCCGAGGAUGUGCGUCCCCGAAAACACUCCCCCUUCUCCUACCUUCGAAUUACUUACACAUACACCAGGNAUAUCCCAUACCUGAGCCCCAUCAUCAAGGAGAUUGAGGCCGAGAGAAGAGAGAGAAUGGACCUCGACGCUAUGGUCAUCAAGAAAUAA
Messenger RNA from Aureobasidium musti, 237 nucleotides. NCBI's taxonomy places the organism in Eukaryota, Fungi, Ascomycota, Dothideomycetes, Dothideales, Saccotheciaceae. The record is from the annotation of a GenBank genome assembly.